AAUAAAAAAUUGUUACAGAAACAACCAUAAAUUUCAAAAUUAUGGAUUCAUAAUACUUGUAUACUGAGUUAUAUAACUAUUAUAUUAUUACAUAUUUCACACAAGAAUAUCACUUUGUAAGUCAAGUAAAAUCAACAUAGUUAAAGAAACAACCAGAUAUGAAGUCAUAGUAGUUGUGAUUUUAAAUUAAUUUUACCCUUGGAGAUUUUAUACCAUAAUAGUUAACGAACAUUAAGGUUACCUUCUCAAUAAAUAGCAUCCUCAUUGCUCCGUAUCUAUCACAAACAGAUAAAGAUCACUUAUCAAUCCGAACAAAGAAAAAAAAGAUUUGUGACAAAGAACCAAGCUAUGUCUUCUUCAAGCUCUUCCACACCCACACCCAAAUCCAAAAAACUCAAAGGCAUUGUUGUGGCCAUGGAGAAGUCGAAAGAGAAGGCAACAAGGAGCACUAAUCUGAAACUAGGUUCUCCUCAAGAGGUUACCUCUGAAAGGAGGUUUGAGAACUCUAGUUUUGGAUCUAGUGCUGUCCGAAGAGGAAGAGAGAUCAUGAAGUUUUAUCCGUCCAAAUCGAACAAGAUCUACACUUGUCAUUUUUGCAAGAAAGGAUUCUCAACCUCUCAAGCCUUAGGUGGUCACCAGAACGCGCACAAGCAAGAGCGGGAGUGGGACAAAAAGCGGAAGGAGAUGCAAGCCGACUACCCUGGACUCGCCUUUUUUAACCCUUACCUUGAUAAGCCUCACAUUCUCUUAGGUGGGUAUUCACAAGAUGCUUUAUCAAAUGAAAAUCAUCUUGGGAUCACUCUUGAUCCUUUUAAACGUUUAAUUUACCCAUCUUUCAAGAGUGGGGUCAUUGGAGGAAUUGCGGAUAUGAACGUGGCUGUAGUUCCUCGUGUGACUCCUACUCGCUUCUUCACCGGGAACACUAGUACCAAUGGUUCAGCUUCAAGGGUCCCUAAUCCUUUACCAUCCUACAACAACCUUUACCCAUUAAACUCGAGAAACGUUCUUCCUUUUCCUCCUUUUCAAACUACCAAACUUUCUAGCAAUUUGGUUUCGCAAGGAAACGGUUUGAGCGAGGAGAAUUUCAUCUCAAAGAUUGGAACAAAGAACAAUAUUGUGGAGAUUGAUGAUGAUGAUGAUGAUGAUAUCCAACCAGAAGAAGAAAAAACUAAAAGCGGGGGAAUUGAUUUAUCUCUAUCCCUUUGAGUAUCUUUUUUAGUUUUAUGCGUUAUGUAAUUUUUCAUUUUAGAGGUUUCAUAGUUACUAGAGACCUUAUAUUCACCACAUUUCUAUAUGAAGAUUGUUGUUAUCCUUUUUAAGUUAUUGAAUUUCAUUAUAAAUGUUCAUUUCCUUGUAUCAUCUCUUCUUCUAUUCACAUCUAAUUGUGUUCUAGUUAAUUUUCUUUUAUUAUUUCCCAAUUUUUUUUCUUACUCCAAUAUCUAUAUCGCGUGAGUGUUCUACAAUUUUUUGCAGUUUCCAAUACGUCCUGAUUAAAUAUUCAUAACGAAUUAAAUCCCCCCAAGGUUAUGUGCCUUGAUUUGAAGUAUGUGGAGAAACCAAAACUAUUUGUCAGUUUUCUUGAACAUCUAUAACAUUGAUGUUAUAACAUUGAAGUAGUAGAAACAUUUAGGG
Messenger RNA from Arabidopsis lyrata subsp. lyrata, 1632 nucleotides. RefSeq names its product zinc finger protein JAGGED. Gene Ontology annotation, molecular function: DNA-binding transcription factor activity. NCBI's taxonomy places the organism in Eukaryota, Viridiplantae, Streptophyta, Magnoliopsida, Brassicales, Brassicaceae. The transcript has a single exon. The record is from RefSeq and is a predicted model, not a curated record. The coding region runs from base 349 to 1206 and encodes 285 amino acids.